Molecule: messenger RNA, 615 nt
Organism: Dinoponera quadriceps
Lineage: Eukaryota; Metazoa; Arthropoda; Insecta; Hymenoptera; Formicidae
Exons: 3
Coding region: 1-615 (204 amino acids)
Molecular function (GO): CoA-ligase activity
Source: RefSeq, a predicted model, not a curated record
AUGUCAUCGUUUUCGCGCUUGUCCGGUGAUUCUGCAGACGACAGCGGAUACUUCAUUUCUCUGGCAAAGCUGAAAAUCAUAUUCUCUAAUGUCGAUAUGACGGACACCCUGGCACAUGCCGCGACGGAGGGAAACCUGGCGGUCAAAUUGGUGACUUUCGGCGAAACGUCCGGAUACGAGAACUUCAGCAAGGUCAUCAGUGACCAGGAAACCGACGCGGUCAACCAAUUCCGUUGCAGACCGAUCGCUAGUCCCGACGAGAUCGGGAUGAUCGUCUGCUCGUCCGGUACCACUGGACUGUGCAAAGGAACGAUGCUCUCGCACUUCACGCUAAUUAACAAUAUGCUGCACGAUGACUCCUUCGCCGGGAAAGAUGACAAGAUGGCUUCAGCGGCUAUAUACUACGGAAUGGCAAGGCUGAAAGUGAUCGCAGUCGACACCGGGCGACCUUUGGAUCCUUAUAAAAUCGGCGAGCUCCUAUGGAAGUCGCCGUGCAUGAUGACGGGAUAUUACAACAAUCCUCGAGCCACGAGGCAGACUUUAAACGAGGACAGAUGGAUACACAGUGGCGAUCUCGGUUACUACGACUCGGACGGUGAAGCUCUACGUGUGUGA